UUUAUCGAACCAAUCAAAAUCCUUCUCUGUCUCCUUUUGGUAAGGGAUCUAUGGCAUAAGCAGGCAUGACAGCCUUAGGCACAGUCCAUUCAGAGGCGCAAUACGAACGGUUCAACGACGCGCCAAUGCAAUAACUGACGGUUAUACAUCACGAAAUCUGAAUUGCAGCACAAUAAUAGAAGGACUUUGAAUUAACUCCUUAAGCCCGAAAUAGACGGAUCAAGUUCAGGGUGGCAAUCAUGAUAUCAAAAAUAUUCUGUGUUGAGAAUAAAAGACCUUUUAGCACCGGGCCCUCAAUUGUAUUUCCUCUCGUUCCAUCACCGUGUCCAACACUAGUUCCAUCCGGCAAGCCUUAUACUCAGCCACCUUCGGUGCCAUACUAUUGCACCAAUGGCAGACUACAGCCAAGACAUCGAGAAGCGCAGCAGUGCCGAGAUCCGCACUAAGGAACAGCUAUCGUCCAACUCGAGUGACGGCGAGGGCAGUGGGGAGGUACAGGAACGUACUAUUCGAGGUAUCCGAUGGCUUCUCAUUUGCAUCGCCAUCUUCUCGGCAAACAUCCUCUACGGUCUUGACUCCACCAUUGUCGCCGAUAUUCAGGGUGCGGUCUCGGAAACCUACAGCAAUGUUGCACAGCUGGGAUGGCUCGGUGUCGGGUUUACGCUGGGAUCAGCCGUUAUGAUCUUGCCGCUCGGAAAGGCCUACGGCCUUUUCGACAACAAGUGGAUUUUCAUCGGCUGCCUAACCAACUUUGCUGCGGCUAGUGCCCUCUGCGGAGGUGCGCCGAACAUGAAUGCCAUGAUCGUGGGCCGUGUUUGGGCUGGCGCUGGCGGAGCCGGCAUGUAUCUCGGAACAUUGAAUAUCUGUACCGCCUUGAGCUCACCAAAGGAACAUGGUUUCUAUGUAGGGCUCAUUGGCUUCGUCUACGGUGUUGGGUGUAUCCUUGGGCCUAUUGUUGGCGGUCUUCUAGCUGAUAGCCCUGCCACUUGGCGAUGGGCAUUCUAUCUUAAUCUAUGCAUCUUCGCCGUCAUGGCUCCCAUCUACCUCUUCCUGCUGCCAUCCAUCCCACGCAAGCCAGAGACGGCUCUGUCGGACAAAUUGAAGACUUUGGAUUGGUUGGGAAUCAUCCUCAAUGCUGGCAUGUAUUGCUGCUUCACUGUUGCCUUUACCUUCGGUGGUGCUAUAUGGGAGUGGAGUGAUGGUCGGAUUAUCGCCCUGUUCGUUGUUUUUGGUGUCUGCGGUAUUGCUUUCGGCGUAUCUCAAGCCCGUGCCAUCUUCACGAACAAGGUUGACCGACUAUUCCCCUGUGAUUUCUUACGAAAUCCUCAGCUGGUACUUCUCUUCAUCAUCAUGGCUUGUGGUGGAGCUGCCGUAUUUGUUGCCGUUUACUACAUUCCGCUGUACUACUUGUUUGUCUAUGGGCUUACCGGUACUGGGGCUGCUGUGAGACUGCUCCCGUACGUUUGCUGCUAUGUGUUUUCAAUCCUCCUCUGCGGUGCAGCCAUGAGGAAGGUUGGCUAUCAUAUGGUCUGGUUUACUGUCAGCGGUCUCCUUAUGACUGCUGGCGGAGCAACAAUGUUUACAGUAACAGUCGACACAUCAAACGCGAACAUCGCCGGUUAUACGGUUCUAGUCGGCUUGGGUAUGACGACAAGUCAAGCUGUCUAUGCCGUAGGCAAUGUUCUAGUGGAACCAAGCAGGGCAUCUGACGUCAUUCAGUUCCUCAAUAUUUCCCAAGGCGCCAGUGGUCUUAUUGGAUUAGCGAUAGCCAGUGCGAUAUUCCAGACUAAAGCAUUUGAUGGGAUCCAACAGGUGCUGGGACCGGGCUACACGAAGAGCGAGAUCCAAGCUGCUAUUGCUGGAGCCAAGAGCGAAAUUUUGGCAAAUGCUCCUCCUGAAAUCCGGGCUCAAUGUAUCGAUGUCAUUGUGUCCGUCAUCGGUGAUGUAUGGGCAAUGAUUAUCGCGGCUGGCGCUCUUUACACAAUUUGUUCGCUUUUCUUAACACGUGGACGGCAUAUCACUCCCAAGACUGUAUCAUGAAUUUUAGGACAUCUCGACUAAUUACGGUUGUUUGACGUUUAUGUAUAAGGCUUUUUCGGUUUAGAAUUGGUGUUGCAAUAGUUUCAAAACAUGAUAAGAUAUCCACGCGGGUCGGAAAACUGAACUCUGGAGAAAUAAUUCAAGAUAUAUAUUAUUAAAAACCACUACUUGGACCUUAUUUUGAUAUAUUUCUUUUCUUGGUUAUAAA
Molecule: messenger RNA, 2248 nt
Organism: Daldinia decipiens
Lineage: Eukaryota; Fungi; Ascomycota; Sordariomycetes; Xylariales; Hypoxylaceae
Product: MFS general substrate transporter
Exons: 3
Coding region: 391-2040 (549 amino acids)
Biological process (GO): transmembrane transport
Molecular function (GO): transmembrane transporter activity
Source: RefSeq, a predicted model, not a curated record